AACAGUAGUAGCCAGUGAUCGUCAGUAAUUACAAUUGGUCAUCGUCGUUUAGAUUGGAGAAGUUAUUUGAACUGCUCAGGACAGCUAAAAAAUGCCGAGUCAAGAAGUUGUUACUACGAAAGUAGUAGUCCAUCCUUUAGUUUUAUUAAGUGUAGUGGAUCAUUUUAAUCGUAUGGGAAAAAUUGGAAAUCAAAAAAGAGUGGUUGGUGUUCUUCUUGGUUGUUGGAGAGCCAAAGGUGUCUUGGAUGUGUCAAACAGUUUUGCAGUACCUUUCGAUGAAGAUGACAAAGAUAAAAGUGUAUGGUUCCUUGACCAUGAUUAUCUUGAAAAUAUGUAUGGAAUGUUCAAAAAAGUAAAUGCUCGAGAGAAAGUAGUAGGUUGGUAUCACACAGGACCUAAACUACAUCAAAAUGACGUCGCCAUCAAUGAACUAAUUAGAAGAUACUGCCCAAAUUCUGUAUUAGUCAUUAUAGAUGCUAAACCAAAGGAUUUAGGUCUUCCUACUGAGGCAUAUCAAGCAAUAGAAGAAGUACAUGAUGAUGGUUCCCCAACAUCUAAAACAUUUGAGCAUAUACCUAGUGAAAUAGGCGCUGAAGAAGCCGAAGAAGUAGGAGUAGAGCAUUUAUUACGUGAUAUUAAGGAUACAACAGUUGGUACACUUAGUCAACGUAUCACAAAUCAACUUCUUGGGUUGAAGGGUCUUCAUGAGCAGAUAAGAGAAAUUAGGGAUUAUUUAUUACAAGUUGGUAAUGGUAAAUUACCAAUAAAUCAUCAAAUUGUAUACCAAUUACAAGAUAUAUUUAAUUUACUACCAGAUAUGACACAAAGCAGUUUUGUGGAUUCAUUGUAUGUUAAAACAAACGAUCAAAUGCUGGUAGUAUAUUUAGCAGCACUCGUGAGAUCUAUAGUCGCUCUUCAUAACUUGAUAAACAAUAAAUUGACCAAUCGUGAUGCAGAAAAAAAAGAAAUGGACAAGAAAGAUGCUAAAAAAGAUGAGAAAAAAGAAGAAGAUAAGAAAGAUGAAAAAGAGAAAGGAAAAACUAAAAGUCAAUGAGUAAGAAAUAUUAUAUCUCCAUAAAGGGCAAAAUCCAUUAUUAAGACCAUCAAAGUUAAGAAUAAUUAUUAACUUCGCAUAUGUAAAUAGCGAUGCUUGUUUAUAAUCUAUACAUAAUGAAUUUGUAUUUUGCAAAAAAUCAACAGAAAUGAACUAUUAGAUUAUUAUAGAAUGACGUAGUUAACCAUUUUCAUGCUUUCAGAAUUAUCAUAAUUGCAUAUUAAUUCUAUCAAAUAAAAAUAAUGUAAAUCUUGUAAAUGCCACAUAUACGUUGUUAUUACAAUUUCUAAUGUACUACAUGACGAUAUAAAAUGUGGAAAUGAAGACUAACUUUAGUUGAUACAUAAUUCAUUCAUACAUAAUUAUAUGUUGUUUUCUUCUAGUUGAUAAUUUUAGAGAAUCGAUCAUACGAAUUAUCUGAUUAUACAGAAACAGAAUUUUUCUAUGAAAUCAAUUGCAAUGGAUUUAUCAAAUGAUUAUAAAUAUUUUAUAAAGAUCAUAGAGACACUCUAUUUUGUAGGAAAUGCAAUUUUUUACCUAAAAUAUUGGAGUCUUAAUAAAAAAAAAAAUCUUACAUA
This is a messenger RNA of Vespa velutina, 1632 nucleotides long. RefSeq names its product 26S proteasome non-ATPase regulatory subunit 7 (gene Rpn8). Gene Ontology annotation, cellular component: proteasome complex; proteasome regulatory particle. Gene Ontology annotation, biological process: proteasome-mediated ubiquitin-dependent protein catabolic process. Lineage: Eukaryota; Metazoa; Arthropoda; Insecta; Hymenoptera; Vespidae. The transcript is spliced from 5 exons. Gene Ontology annotation, molecular function: metallopeptidase activity; protein binding. The coding region runs from base 92 to 1054 and encodes 320 amino acids. The record is from RefSeq and is a predicted model, not a curated record.